Messenger RNA from Nematolebias whitei (Rio pearlfish), 4734 nucleotides. It is a transcript of the gene dag1, whose product is annotated as dystroglycan 1. Gene Ontology annotation, molecular function: calcium ion binding; laminin binding. Gene Ontology annotation, cellular component: dystroglycan complex; dystrophin-associated glycoprotein complex; basement membrane. The record is from RefSeq and is a predicted model, not a curated record. NCBI's taxonomy places the organism in Eukaryota, Metazoa, Chordata, Actinopteri, Cyprinodontiformes, Rivulidae. Gene Ontology annotation, biological process: axon guidance; muscle attachment; morphogenesis of an epithelium.
AUGUGGGGGGGUCUUGUUGAAGCCUGGUGCCUGCAGCAGGUCCCUGCAGCAGGUCCCUGCAGCAGCAGGUCCCUGCAGCAGGUCACAGAGAUGGGGAAGGAUUCCCUCCCCACCUGGCUGCACUGGGACGCCAGCAGCAGGGUCCUGCAGGGUCUACCUUUGGAUGAGGAUAAAGGAGUGAACUACAUCUCUGUAACCAUCUCUAAACACGCCAAAGCCUCCUCAUCCUCAUCUACUUCGGAGGUGUUUUCCAUCGAGGUGCACCCUGAAGACCACCUGGACGCAGAUUCCUCCCAGCUGCUGUCCAACCAGGCUGCCGCCGAGGACCACGGCCAGCCGUUCCUGUGCAGCAACGAGGAGCCGGUCACCGUGCUCACCGUGAUCCUGGACGCCGACCUGACCAAGAUGAGCUCGGAGCAGAGGGUGGAGCUCCUGGACAGCAUGAGGAGCUUCUCUGGGGUGGAGCUGCAGAGCAUGAAGAUGCUCCCUGUGGUCAACAACAAGCUGUUCGACAUGUCCGCCUUCAUGGCCGGGCCUGGAAACGCCAAGAAGGUGGUGGAGAACGGCGCUCUGUUGUCGUGGAAGCUCGGCUGCUCGCUGGACCAGAGCACCAUUCCAAAUAUUAACAGCAUCCAGGGUCCUGCAAAAGAAGGCACGAUGUCAGCCAGGCUGGGAUACCCUGUGGUGGGGUGGCACAUCGCCAACAAGAAGCCCCACAUCGCAAAGCGGGUGAGGCGACAGUUAAACAACACCCCGACACCGAUUCUGGCAGUGCUUCCUCCGACAACAGUGGUGGAGCCACCAGUGAGGAUUAUCCCAACCCUCUCCUCUCCGUCCAUUGCAGCACCUACAGAAAGUUCUACGCUCCCUGUUAGAGGCCCAUUUCCUCUUCCAGGGAAGCCUACAAUCAGAGUCCGUGACCCUAUAGCCCACACUCCAACAAUUGUACCCCCUCAACCAACAAGUGUUAUGGAGACCACCAGCACAAUUUCCAUCCAGCCAACCGUGACCAGGUCUAUUUUUGUGGAACCCACCCCUACGCUGGUCAAAACCACCAAGAAACCAGGAAAGAAGAUCAUGACCACUCCAGCAUACAAAGAUCCAUCCAAGGGGCCCACACGCAAACCGCCCAGAAGUACCACACCAUCACCUGGUGUCGUUUUAGAUCCAAACAAUGAGAAACCAGUCCUGAGAAAUGCCAUUGACCAGGUCAUUGCUUUGGUGGGAACCUAUUUCGAGGUUAAGAUCCCUUCUGAUACAUUCUUUGAUAAAGAGGAUGGAACAACUGAUAAACUACGUCUCAGUCUGAGACAGAACCACAACGAAGUGGUUGGAGAGGGAUCCUGGAUCCAGUUCAACACCACCAGCCAACUCCUCUAUGGCCUUCCAGACGUUCAGCACAUAGGUAAACACGAAUACUUCAUGCAUGCAACUGACAAAGGUGGCCUUAAUGCAGUCGAUGCGUUUGAAGUCCGAGUGAAGCGCUGGCCUGCCAAUGAUAAAACCCCUGUCAUAUUCACGGCUCGCUUCGAUGGCGAUCCGCGCUCUGUCACCAAUGACAUCCACAAGAAGAUCCUUCUGGUUAAAAAACUGGCCUAUGCACUUGGGGACCGAAACAGCAGCACCGUGAGUUUAAGGAACAUCAGCAAAGGGUCAAUUAUGGUCGAAUGGACAAACACCAGCCUUCCCCAGCACCCGUGUCCAAAAGAACAGCUCAUAGUUAUGAGCAGGACGCUUGGCAAUGCUGAUGGAAGACCCUCACAGAAAUUCAGGGACAACAUGGAGCCCGACUUCAGACCACUGGACGUCAAAGUGAAGGGACGAGCAAGCUGCCGAACAUAUUCCUUUAUCCCACCAGCAGAGAUGGAUAUACCUGAACCCCCUGCAGUCACUCCAGGUGUGGGAUCAAGCCGCGACAGCACAGAUGACGUGUACCUUCACACGGUCAUUCCGGCUGUGGUGGUGGCUGCCAUUUUAUUAAUCGCAGGAAUCAUUGCGAUGAUCUGCUACAGGAAGAAACGAAGGGGCAAGCUCACCAUUGAGGACCAGGCCACCUUCAUCAAAAAAGGUGUGCCAAUCAUCUUUGCAGAUGAACUCGAUGACUCAAAACCUCCUCCGUCCUCUAGUAUGCCCCUCAUUCUCCAGGAGGAGAAACCCCCUCUUCCCCCCCCUGAGUACCCCAACAUGGCCACUCCAGAGACCACUCCCCUAAACCAGGAGCUGCUGGGGGAGUACACAGCUCUGCGAGAUGAGGACCCCAACGCACCACCCUACCAGCCUCCACCUCCCUUCACCACUCCCAUGGAGGGCAAGGGUUCCCGUCCCAAGAACAUGACUCCCUACAGAUCUCCGCCCCCCUACGUGCCGCCCUAAGACUUGUUAACCCCUCCCCUGGGAGGGUGGAGGGCAGAAGAUGCCUGAGGAACUGCAGCGGUUUCUAUUCUGGUGUUUUUAUCUGUCUGGACUUUUACUGGGAGAGACAAGAGGUGCUAAAGUACAAAACAGUCACAAGGGACUUUGGUUUGGGAGGGGAGACGUGUUUGGGUGGGACAGAUGGGAUGACUGGUUGACACAGCUGGGAGUGACUACAGCUUUUAAUGGUAGCCCGACUCCAACAGAGGACGAAGCCAAACAAAGUCUGGUCCUGAUGAGCUUCUGGUGUAAGCCAGCUGCUCAGACGCAGCGACCGGGAGGAAAGCCCUCCCUUCUCAGCCUUUUAAGUUUUUCUUAGAUUUGAAUACCGGAUCCAGAUUUUAUUUUUGUUCUUUAUCCCAAAACCUUUAAUUUUUUAUGGGCUAAAGUGUUUGCUUAACAACAUUUCUUGUCUUGCUUUGGAACAAUACGAGACGACAGGGAGCUGUCAGCGGACCACUGCUGGCAGCCACUUGUGAGGUUCCCCCGAUCUCAGAGGGCCUCAGACCUCAGACCGGACCGGCUUGCAGAAAGAACGGGGGGCGGGGGGUGGGGUGAGCGAGCAGGUGUGAGUAUGCCUUUUGAGUCUGUUUCUUCAUUCACAACGUCUAGUAACACAGAGAAUAACAAGGUAGCGUCAAAAGGCGUUGACGAGUAAUAAUUUGUUUUAUUGUUUUAAAGUUGGACUCUUGAUUUGACUGGAUGGAGGAAGAGAUCAAGCAGAAGGGUGGUGCUUUCCUCAAAGUCCAGAUAGUUUUUUAUUCCUGUUUUUGUAUAACACCAAACUCAAUCCGGUCCAACUAACAGGAAAGCGGGCUGCAGGAGGUCCACCAGGACCUUUAAUCUCAGAUCAGUUCUUUAUCUUUCACCGUUUGAUGUGGAUUUCUGAUUUUGAAGCUGAUUUCAGUUCAUACUUUCAUCUCACUUUGGGUUUAUGUGGCUACAAUAAACAGAAAGCUAAGGAAUGACAUUUUAAUCAGUAUUAGAUACGUUUCCAUGGAUACCUUUAUAAACUUAACGCUGACGGGAGGGAAAAUUAAAAUUAAAUGAAACAUUUUAACUGGCAGAGAAGAAGAGAAAUGAACGAUGCAAGCCUUACUCCCAUGCACCAACGACCCCCAGACCAGAGCCGUGGGUCCCAAAGCUGGAGUCAGGCCUCCUGUUAGACCCAAGACCACCAGUGUGGGGGUCCUGAGGUCAUCUCCAGGUACAUUUAGAAUUAAUUCCCUGCCCGCAUUGUUUCGUUAUAUUAGAUAAAUGGUGGAACAAAGUGAGUUUAAUUCACGUGUGCUGGGAUGAAACUACACUGUUGAAGGUCAACCACGAAUAUUUGUGGUCUCCUGUCGGUGAUGUUUGUAUUUGGAGGUCAGAAGAUAAAAGUCUGGGAACCCCGAGGUAGAGAGUAAGUUCGUCCGCUCAGGAUGACCACGCUUUGAGAGAAUCAGGAAGUACCAACACUUCUGUUCAAUGCUGAGCUUCGAUUUGAAUCACAACCGAUAACGGAUUUUCCAGAGUCAUCAGGCAUAUCUGUGUCAUGGGGAUGACUAUUUCCUGAAACACGCCACGCUCCAGUGCUUCCUGAAAGUUUCUCUUAACACCGCAGAGAGUCUGAAUCCAUCCGAGCUGGAGGUGUUGCGAACAAAAUGUCUGCUUUUUUUUUAACAACGCCUGUUUUAAAUUUAACAGAUGGCGAGGGUAUGUCAUCGUGUUUGUGAUACAUUUGUACUGGCUCACAUCUGAACGUGUUUCCAUCACACAUCCAGAAAUAACCCUAACCCUCCAACGCACAAACCACAGCGCCCCAAUGUUCAAAUAUUGAUUCAGAGAUACAAAAAUCUAUAAAUAAAAGAGAAAUCUGCUCCAGUUAUGCAAAGACCGUCAUGGCAGAAACCACUCGGGGCCAUCGGCACCGGAGCACGCAGCGCUGUUGAUACAUUUCAGGAAGUAGACCUCACCGACCUGUAGCUACGCUCUGAUAACUGGAAUAUCUGCAGACAGGCUGGGGUCAAAAUGUGGAAUAAAAUAACUAUGAAUAUUAAUAAUCACAGCGCUGGCCGUUUGGUUUGAGGCUCAUCGGCAGAAGAGUCCAAAUAUUUUGUUGCUUUCAAACGUUUUCUUCAGCGAGGAUUUUUAUUUUCUCACUAAACUUUGUUUUUACAAAUCUUCCUUUUUCACAUCCAGAAACUAUUUGGAUCUAAUGAAGUUAAAAUGGAUACUUCAUUUAAAUAACACGCUGGUAAACUGUGACAUUUAAAUUGAAAUUCAGUCAAAUCUGUUUAAUUAAAACAACUUUAGUCCAUUUUAUCUAAACUAUGUUCACCU